Messenger RNA from Mycena citricolor, 591 nucleotides. Lineage: Eukaryota; Fungi; Basidiomycota; Agaricomycetes; Agaricales; Mycenaceae. The record is from the annotation of a GenBank genome assembly.
CUUUGGACCGUUCACGACUCGGGAAUGCGUUCAGCGCGGUUACAGGUUUUGUCUUUGGCGGCGACUGGCGUACUUGAAGCACCAUUGCAAGACCCGUUCUUUCGCUGACCGUGCUCAGCUCAACCGCAGCCACCGAUUCCGAAUCUCGACUCAAUUAAUGCAGCCACAGGGAAUGCUAUACGUUAUUUUGGUGUUUUUGACGAGCAUUCGGAAGAAUGGGUCCUCGAAGGCAGCGGGGUUAAAGCUUAGGUGACGAUCCUUGCCGUCAACUCAGUUUGUGUCCGCAUACAGGACGUCAAGUAAGACAAACCUGGCCUGGAUCUGAUGCUCGGUGCACAUCGCCGAGAGAUGAGUAAUGGCGACUGCAUUCUUGAUGCGCGUCUCGCUCAUCCUCAGGGCAGGCAUAUCAAAACAUCUGACUGAACCCAUUCGAUUCCCACAACUGUGGGUUGAACCCGAAGAUAUCUCAUCGAUCUAGAUCGCAAUGAAAGUGCUUGAAUGCACUGCAAUGCAAUCUGUGCAUAUCAAGUUGUACCUUAGAAUGUAUUCCGCCAAGCAGCAUCCUGGCAUGUGACUGUUGCUCUCAUUUUG